AUGGGUACUAAAAUUCCGCGAGACUGGACCAAUGAUCCCGAAGAAUUAAGAGUCAACGACUGGAAUGCUGGUGGCGAUUUUGAAGAGGUGGUAGAUACCAAUGUCUUAGGGAAAGUUCGCCCUAUCAUGUGCAGCGGCAGAAAUUCCGAUGAUUUCCUGUAUAUGUUCGAGGCGGGCGGCACAUUCUAUGUCUGGGAUCAGAUCGAAGACACAAUAUGGCGUAUCUGCCAACCGAACACUGAAACUAAGAUUAUUGAGGUAAUCGGUGAACGAGGACUGAAAGGACUGGGUUUAGAUGCACUUGCCGAAGUUGAGGAGGAGGAGGAUUAA
Molecule: messenger RNA, 330 nt
Organism: Penicillium salamii
Lineage: Eukaryota; Fungi; Ascomycota; Eurotiomycetes; Eurotiales; Aspergillaceae
Source: the annotation of a GenBank genome assembly